Molecule: messenger RNA, 7806 nt
Organism: Equus caballus (horse)
Lineage: Eukaryota; Metazoa; Chordata; Mammalia; Perissodactyla; Equidae
Gene: PCDHB2
Product: protocadherin beta 2
Biological process (GO): homophilic cell-cell adhesion
Cellular component (GO): plasma membrane
Molecular function (GO): calcium ion binding
Source: RefSeq, a predicted model, not a curated record
CACCGAAGCUGAGCCCGCAAACUUAACCACUUGGCCAUGGGGCUAGCCCCUGAAGAUUUCUCUUUUGAAAAAGGGCUAGUAGUAUGGAUAAUAUCUCUAUAUUGUUUGGCACUAUCUUUCAUAGGGAAAAAUGGUCCUGUAAAUCUCUUUGACUACUUUUUCUCAAAGUACUGGUAAUGUAUAAUUAUAGAUUGUGUAAUUUUCUUCAUAUUUCCUACUUUCCUCUCCUUUAUAUUAUCCCCAAAUUCACCAUAACUGCUUUAGUUCACAGAACCUAUCAAAUAGUCAAAAUAGAGAGGCAAGCCGAAUUAUGAUAGAUCCUCGAGCAAUGUGUUAUUUUCUUUUUAAAUGGCUGAUUCUUUUGUCUUCUAGUAAGAUUAUGAUGACUUGCUUUCAUUUUCUUUUAUAUAUUUUGAAAAUAUUUUUCUGUUCCAAUAUAUAAAAUCCUUCAUUUGUAUGAUAUUUUACUAUGUUGGAUUUUAUUGAAAAUAAUCUUCAAAAUUAUACAAGUGACUCCUAGAAUAACAUCUCUGACUGGGCAGUAUUUAAAAAGGGAAGUCAAACAUAAAAAAUUAAACCUAAUGUAAUGACAUAAUUCUUCCUUAUAUAAUAGAUUCCUUCCUUAUAAUAUAGUUAUUUAUAAAUUUAUAAUAUAUUUUCUUUAGAUUUUUUUAAUACAGUAUAUUCUAAUUCUAACUUACAUUACUUAUGGAUUACCUAAUGGAGAUUUAGAAAAUAAAAGCAUUUGUAAAGAGUACUUGAGGGGGAAUGUGAACUCUCCUCAAGUUUUAAGAAUUUAAAUUUAAAUGAUUUAAAAUAACAGUGGAUAUAAUGCAUUGAAAUCUGGAAACCAUCUACAAAUAUCGUCUCUGAAAUAGAGAAACUUCUGUUUACUUUUAGAUGUAUGAAUAGCAUUAAAGCUGAAAGAAGGGUGAAACCUCAUGAAUUGUGAGAACACAUAUGACUCAUCAUGGGAGGUUUUAAAAUUUUUUUGCACAACAAAACCGAAUGUGUUCUGGGGCGUUUUUUCCUCUGAGAUAUCUCAGAUAUGAAGUUUUUAAUUCUUCAACUUUUAAGAGAUGCUAGAUUCUUGUAAUUUUCUUCAUAUUUCUUACUUUCCUCUCCUUUAUGUUAUCCCAAAAUUCACUGUAGCUGCUUUAGUUAUGCUUUAGAGAAUCAAAACUAAAUAAUCAUAUGCUUGGUUUAAAUGUAAAAUUUCAGGUGAUCCACCUGACAUCAUUUACUUUUAUGAUGUAAGUGAUCUUCACUACAUCUAUUUCUGACCUUCAUCAAAUUUUACAGCCUGUACAAAGAACUGUUUUUAAAGAUUUGAGUCUUGGGUUGUAUUCACCUGGAUGAAUUGUGUUAAAUGCUCGAUGUCAAUGAAUUAAAAUAUUUUGAAUUAUUAUAAUAUUAAUAUAAAAGCAAUAAUCAUGAAAAGCAAAAACUAAUCUCAACAGAAUACAAGUAGGCAUUCAUUUUCUAAACGUUAAAAAAGAAUACCUGUAAUUGCCCUUUUUUUUUACCCAAUUACAGAAAAUAAAAGAGAGCUUUAAAAAAUGUUAUGCUAUUUUUACAUUUAAUAAGUUAUCCAUUCCAGUUUUCUGGAAAUACAGGAGAACAAAGGAACAGGUUAAAUGACACCAUGAGGAAACAAUCAGACAAAUUCAGAAUGUAGGACAUCCUACAGGACAACUGGUCUGGACACUUCAAAAAAUUCAGUAUCAUAAGGAGGUCUUCUCUAGAGGAAAUAGAUGUAACGCCUGAUACAAUCAUAAAACUUGGCUAAAAAACAAAUUUUAUAAGCCAUUCCUUAUAACAAGUGGUUAAGAAAGUAAGUGCAUUUGUAAAAGGAACUCAAGAGUGAAUAUUAACCCUUAUUAAAGUUGAAGGAAAUUGAGGAAGGAUAAUGGAAGGAUAAUUAAUGAGAUUUAAUAGGAACUGGACUUUAGAUAAUAUUAUGGAAUUAUUAAUUUUGUUAAGUGUGAUAGUAGCAUUAUAAUUAUGUGAGAUAAUGUCCUUACUCAGGAGAUAUUUAGAGGCAAAGUGUCAUGAUGUCUUCAAGUUACUUUCAAAUGUGUCAGCCAAUAAAAGGGAUAUGUGUGUGUAGAAUAAAACAUAUAGAUAGAUAGAAGAAAUAUGGCAAAAUACAAACAAUUUUUAAAUUUGGAUGGAGAGUAGAAUUAUAUUUGUACAGUUCCUUUUAAUUUUUCUAUAUAUUUGAAACAUUUAAUACAAAUAUUUGAGACUUUAUUUUUUAGAGCUGUUGUAGGUUUAACAGAAAAUUGAGCAGAUAGUACAGAGAGUUCUCAUAUGCCCACUUUCUCCCAUUCACAGUUUCCCCUCGUAUUAACAUCUUGCAUUAGUGUGAUAUAUUUGUUAUAAUUGAUGAACCAAUAUUGAUCCAUUAUUAUUAACUAAAGUCCGUAGUUUACAUUAGAGCUCACUCUUUAUGUUGUACAGUUCUAUGGGCUUUUACAAAUGCAUAGUGUCAUGUAUCCACCAUUAGAGUAUCAUAAAGAAAAGGUUCAGUGCCCUCAAAUCCACUGCAUUUUACCUCUCGAUUCCUCUUCCCCUGCCCCCAGGAACCACUGACCUUCUUAAUGUGUCUAUCCUUUUGCCUUUUCCAGAAUGUCAUGUAGUUGCAAUAAUAGAGUAUGUAGGUAGCCUUUUCAGACUGGCUUCUUUCACUAAGCAAUAUGCAUUUAAGUUUCCUCCAUGUCUUUUUUGGCUUGAUAACUCAUUUCUUUUUAUCAAAUAUUAUUUUAAAACACAAAAAGACAGAAACUUUAAAAACCUAACAACAAACAUCCAGCAUAUAUAUACCUUAUUUGACACCUGAUUUAACAAAUUAUCUCUAUAAAGACAUUUUUAAAAGAUAGGAAAAUUUUCAGUGUUUACUGGGUACUUUAUAUUAUGAAAUUAUUAAUGUUGCUAGAUGUGAUAAUUGAAUUGAAGUUAUGUUUAAAAAUGCUCUUAUCUAUUAGAAAGGAAAAUAAAAAUAUUGACAUUCACAAGAAGAAAUUAUCCAGCUAUUUUCGGAGAUUUUCAUGUGACUCAAACACAUCAAAUUUCAUGGAAUUGUGAAAUGGGACUAGUGCAAGAGAGAAAUAUGUGUCAGGAGAAUAUUUCAGUGUCCAGGAGAAUGUUCUCAUUUGAAUUCUGUGCUUUCCCUGGGUCUCUAUACUUUUUGGUUGGGCCUGAGCAUGAGGAUGGUAGCCUAACCACCAUCCAGAUGCUCACAUGCCUGAGCUCUGGAAAAAAACUGGGAACUUCCUAGUCAAAGCCUUCUUUCAUCCUAGGACUGAAGUUACUCUCUUCCAGUUUCUAAAAUUGAUUUUUGUCCAGUUUAAAAAGAGCUGAUUGGAUGGUGAGAAAACUGGAAUGGAAAUUCGUCUUUGAUUGCCAUGUUGUAAUGAAUGCAACGGAAAAAGCCUUUCCAAACACAGAUAAGACUUCGGUACAUUGAGAGAGACUACUUGGAAAUAUUCCAUUUAGAUUGCCAUCGGACUGAAAGAAACCUGUGGGGUUUUCUUAAUGUUUUGGAUAAAAUAAACACUUGGAAAGGACGCAGGGUGGCGCUGCAGCAUUAGAAGUAGAAGGAGGAAAGCUACCAGCCGGCGCUCCUUUAGCCAGAUGCGCUGCUAAAGAAGCAAGCAGGAAGGGGAGGCUUUCUAAGGCGGUCGCUCCGGGAAAUCAGGGCCCUAGGCGUCUCCACUUACCCCCAGUAUCUUCGAGAUACUGGGAGAUAGAGACGGCGACAACGCAAGCCCGAGCUGGGUCAGAUUUGCUGAGACCAGAAGGCGAUGGAGGCCAAAGAGGGAAAGGAACGCUCUCUGAAACAAAGGCAAGUCUUGAUGUUCUUUGUUUUGCUGGGCGUAGCUCAGGCUGGUUCCGAGCCUAGGCACUAUUCAGUGGCUGAGGAAACGGAGAGUGGCUCUUUUGUGGCCAAUUUGGUCAAAGACCUGGGACUAGAGGUAGACGAACUAGCUGCGCGGGGGCCUCGGGUCAUUUCCAAAGGGAGAAAAAUGCGUUUGCAGUUGGAUAGACAGACCGGGGAUUUGUUGUUAAAUGAAAAACUGGACCGGGAGGAGCUGUGCGGCCCUACCGAGCCCUGUGUACUGCCUUUCCAGGUGUUAUUGGAAAAUCCCUUGCAGUUUUUUCACGCCGAGCUACGAAUUAGGGACAUAAAUGAUCACUCCCCGGUUUUCCUAGACAAAGAAAGAAUUUUGAAAAUUUCAGAAAGUAUCACUCCCGGAACUACUUUUCUAAUAGAAAGUGCCCAGGACUUAGAUGUAGGAAGCAACGGUCUCCAAAGUUACACAGUCAGCCCCAAUUCACACUUCCAUCUUAAAUUACAAGACAGUGCCGAUGGCAUGAUAUUACCACAGCUGGUGCUGGACAAAGCGUUGGAUCGCGAGGAACAGCCUGAGUUCAGGUUAACCCUCACCGCAGUAGAUGGCGGGACUCCACCCAGGUCUGGCACCGCCCUGGUCCGCAUUGAAGUCUUGGACAUCAAUGAUAACGCCCCAGAGUUUGCAAAUCUGCUCUAUGAGGUGCAGGUCCCGGAAAACAGCCCGAUUGGAUCCCAGGUUGCCGUCGUCUCUGCUAGUGAUUUAGACAUCGGAGCCUAUGGAGAAAUAUCUUACGUAUUUUCCCAAGCCUCUGAAGAUAUUCGCAAAACUUUUCGAAUAAAUGCAAAAUCGGGAGAACUCCUUUUAACACAGAAACUGGAUUUCGAAUCCAUUCAGACUUAUACCUUAAAUGUUCAGGCGACAGAUGGUGGAGGCCUUUCUGGAAGUUGUGUGGUGUUCGUCCAGGUGAUGGAUUUGAAUGACAACCCUCCUGAACUGACCAUGUCAACACUCAUCAGUGAGAUCGCAGAAAACUUGCAGGAGACCAUAAUUGCUGUAUUCAGUGUUUCAGAUCCUGACUCGGGAGACAAUGGAAGAAUGGUAUGUUCCAUCCAAGAUGAUCUUCCUUUCUUCCUUAAACCCUCUGUUGACAAUUUUUACACUCUAGUGACAAACACAGCCCUAGACCGAGAAAGCAGAGCCGAGUACAACAUCACCAUCACGGUCACUGAUUUGGGGACACCCAGGCUGAAAACCCAGCACAACAUAACCGUGCUGGUCUCCGACGUCAACGACAACGCCCCGGCCUUCACCCAAACCUCCUACACCCUCUGGGUCCGCGAGAACAACAGUCCCGCCCUGCACAUCGGCAGCGUCAGCGCCACAGACACAGACGCAGGCGCCAACGCCCAGCUCACCUACUCGCUGCUGCCGCCCCAAGACCCGCACCUGCCCCUGGCCUCCCUCGUGUCCAUCAACGCCGACAACGGCCACCUGUUCGCCCUCAGGUCCCUGGACUACGAGGCCCUGCAGGCCUUCGAGUUCGGCGUGGGCGCCACGGACCGCGGCUCGCCGGCGCUGAGCAGCCAGGCGCGGGUGCGCGUGCUGGUGCUGGACGCCAACGACAACUCGCCCUUCGUGCUGUACCCGCUGCAGAACGGCUCUGCGCCCUGCACCGAGCUGGUGCCCCGGGCGGCCGAGGCGGGCUACCUGGUGACCAAGGUGGUGGCGGUGGACGGCGACUCGGGCCAGAACGCCUGGCUGUCGUACCAGCUGCUCAAGGCCACGGAGCCCGGGCUGUUCGGCGUGUGGCCGCACAACGGCGAGGUGCGCACGGCCAGGCUGCUGAGCGAGCGCGACGCGCCCAAGCACAGGCUGCUGGUGCAGGUCAGGGACAAUGGCGAGCCGCCGCGCUCGGCCAGCGUCACGCUGCACGUGCUGCUGGUGGACGGCUUCUCCCAGCCCUACCUGCCGCUGCCCGAGGCGGCGGCCGAGCAGGCGCGGGCCGACCCGCUCACCGUCUACCUGGUCAUCGCGCUGGCGUCGGUGUCGUCGCUCUUCCUCCUGUCGGUGCUGCUGUUCGUCGCGGUGCGGCUGUGCAGGAGAAGCAGGGCCGCGUCGCUGGGUCGCUGCUCGGUGCCCGAGGGCCCCUUUCCGGGCCACCUGGUGGACGUGAGUGGCACCGGGACCCUGUCCCAGAGCUACCAGUAUGAGGUGUGUCUGAGGGGAGGCUCGGGUACCAGCGAGUUCAAGUUCCUCAAGCCGAUUCUCCCCAACUUCCUUGCUCAGGGUGAGGAGAGGGUUAAUGAGGCAAACCCCAGUUUCAGGGAUACCUUUGAAUCCAAUUAACUAUUAAUUACAAGGAUUACUGAGCCAACUCUCAGUUAAUUUGUGGAAAGUCCUUUUUUACUGCCUUGCACAUUGGGGUUGUUUCUUUUCAUUUGAAAUGUAACUGUCUUAUUCCUUUUCAGUGCAUGUUCCUGGUGUUUCUAAAUGUGUUGCUUUGUGGUAUAAUGAAUGCAAAUUUUCUUCAUAUUCUUAUUGUUGAUAAGGCUCACUAACUUAAUUCGAUUUAAAGUGUGAAAGUAAAUUUUGCAUUUUCAGAAGUCUUUAACUUUUGGUUUAGAGCUUCUUUUUCCGAACUCACGUCCAGAGUUCCUAGGUAAUUUUGCAGUCCUGCGUUUUUAAAGAUUUGCUAUGGCUGCAUGGGGUUAUUCUUUUUCCGACCCAGAAUAUUUGUGUUUGUACAUUGUCUUUGGCUAGUUUAACUUUUAACUAUGAACUCACUUUGGCUAAAACCAUUAGCAUAGGUAUAGUCAUGAAUAACAGAGCACUCUCUCACAUUUUUCUAAAUGUAUAUUUCCUUAAAGUGUCUAUAAUGAAAAUUAUGAUUCUUUAGAGAGCAUGAGAACCUUGACUGUUGGAUUCCCCAACCAUUCACAUUAGAAGUGCUCAAUAAAUCAACCACUAAUAUUCUAAACUGUAGUUAAAUAAAUAGCAUAUGGCCAGUCAUUUUCAAAGACAUGCUAAUUCUUCAUGCUUUUUGUUUCCAAAAAAAAAUUUGAACCUGUUUAUUACAAUCCCUUCUUUUAAAAAAUAUAUUUUAAUUAUUAGAAACUAUUAACUUUGAACACUUGAUUAAAAUCCAAAAGAUUUGAGGGCAUAUUUGUUUUUGUCCUUGAACAAAUUUUAGAAACUUUAAAUGUAGUUUAGCAUUACAUUUCUCAAAAUUUUCUGGAGCAUUUAUGAUUCGAUUGGAAAUAAACCCAAUAUUUUUGGGGAAAAUAUUUAUCCAGCUCUGCCCAUUCUUUUUUCUUUUUUGCACUGACUACUACUUUUCCCAUUUCAGUUUCCUAGACUUUUCAAUGCUUUUUCGGUGCUUGAGUUAUGUUUCUCAAUAGCUCCCCAUUUAUUGCAUGAUUACCACUAUGACUGAAAGAUUGUAGGUUCUUAAUAAAAUUUUUGAAUGACCAUUGAAAGAAGAAGGGUCUUUAUUUCACCUGUGAUAGAUUGCUAUUUAAAUAUACUAAAAUACAGGACAAAAUUUUGCUGGAACUAAAUGUUCUCUGAUGUAUAAAGAAUUAUAUAUAUAAUUUUUGGUUACUAAUUGAAUUGAUCACUGUUAUUCAACCAUUAUCCAGUCACAGUCGCUGGGGUCUCUUUCCUUCAAUAUGUUUUUCCUUUUCUCUCCUUGCUUAAUUUGAGUCUCCUCUCCUGCCCAUUAGCUUAAGGAAUACAUAUGGGGAAAUUGUGUUUUCAAUUUUAUAAUUUAAAUUUCCUUCUAGAAUUCUCUAAAUGAUUCAUCCAGCUAUAUUCCUUGCAGUUCAAUGAUUAAUACGUACAUUAAAACACAAUUAUAAUUCAUAAUGUUUUUCAGUCUAUCUUUAGAUUUUUCCAUAAUUUUAUGUUUAUUUGAAUGAGCUAUGCUAUUAAAAUUGUGAAUUGAAUUUUA